Messenger RNA from Eucalyptus grandis, 539 nucleotides. RefSeq names its product protein NTM1-like 9. The record is from RefSeq and is a predicted model, not a curated record. Gene Ontology annotation, molecular function: DNA binding. Gene Ontology annotation, biological process: regulation of DNA-templated transcription. Lineage: Eukaryota; Viridiplantae; Streptophyta; Magnoliopsida; Myrtales; Myrtaceae. Bases 48 to 539 code for a protein of 163 amino acids. The transcript is spliced from 2 exons.
AUCUAACUACAUCACUCACGUUAGUUAAUUAGCCACUCAUUCUCUCCAUGGAGCAAUUACAAGUGGGAUUUAGAUUUCUUCCGACAGAGGAAGAGCUCCUUAAUGGUUACUUGACGUGCAAGGUACUUGGAUACGCUGAUGGUUGUGUCAUACCCGAGCUUGAUGAUUUCUAUGCGUGGGAUCCUUGGGAUUUACCUAGAUUGUAUCAACAAAUAUCGAAUAUUCCAUCGGAUGGGUUGGAUUGGUACUUCUUUUGCCCUUCUCCUUACCUUGCGCAAAAUAGCGAGCGAGUGAAAAGACAAACAAGAAGCGGUAAAUGGAAAAUUACUUGCCAAAAGGAUGAGAUCAAAGCUCGAGACACCAAGGUUUUAUUAGGCACCAAAAGGAUUUUGGUGUUUAACAAGGGACGUGCCAAGACUGGAUGGGUCAUGCAUGAGUACCACUUGAACCCCAAACUUCUUAAUGGAUAUUCGUCAACUUUUCAGGUUCCCCAUUUGAUCUAUCUAAGAUUUCUUGUAUAUUUUUCAUUUGCAAAAUAA